GUUGAAAAUCGUCGUGAAAGUCUUAAGCCGUUCGAUGCUGGCUAUUGGUGAACACAUUUAAUAUGUCAAAGUUGUCAACAAUAACAAAAUAACCUCAACUUUUUUCUAGAAAAGUUCGAACCAAGCUGCAUUUAUUAUCUCAGCGGAGAGGAUAAAUAUUCUAUACAACAUGAUUAUUCCUGUUAGAUGUUUCACAUGUGGAAAAGUUAUUGGUAACAAAUGGGAAGCGUAUUUAGGACUACUCCAAGCAGAAUAUACCGAAGGUGAUGCUCUCGAUGCACUUGGUCUUAAACGUUACUGCUGUAGAAGAAUGCUUUUAGGACAUGUUGACCUUAUUGAAAAACUACUGAAUUAUGCUCCAUUAGAAAAGUAGAAAAUAAUGUAAGUGCUCUUGUAUAUAGGUUAGUGUUAUUUUUUUAUCUGAAUAAUUCAUAAAUUACACAUUAAACGUUCAUUCCUGUAUUAAUUUUCAUGUAAAUAAAUGUUAUAAGUCUUGA
Diorhabda sublineata is the source of this 497-nucleotide messenger RNA. It is a transcript of the gene Polr2L, whose product is annotated as DNA-directed RNA polymerases I, II, and III subunit RPABC5. The transcript has 2 exons. The record is from RefSeq and is a predicted model, not a curated record. Gene Ontology annotation, cellular component: RNA polymerase I complex; RNA polymerase III complex; RNA polymerase II, core complex. The coding region runs from base 170 to 373 and encodes 67 amino acids. Gene Ontology annotation, molecular function: zinc ion binding; DNA binding; DNA-directed RNA polymerase activity. Gene Ontology annotation, biological process: transcription by RNA polymerase II; transcription by RNA polymerase I; tRNA transcription by RNA polymerase III. NCBI's taxonomy places the organism in Eukaryota, Metazoa, Arthropoda, Insecta, Coleoptera, Chrysomelidae.